CCGAGCGCGCCAACCAGUCAGAACGUCGCUGCUGCUGCUGCUGCCUGACAUUCAAUCGAGAGAGAGAAAGGGAGCCACGGACGCACAGAGAGCGAAAAGUGCAGGCUCCCUCGGGAAAGGGAAGAAAUAAAAGAAGAAGGAAGGCAAGAAAGACACAAGAACGGGAAAGAAAAGAUUCAGGCUAGGAGGAGCGAUCUUCCCUAUAUCCUACGCUUUUAGGAUUUGCUAUUCCUUUUUUCUAUUCGCCUAAUAAUUUAUUCCACCACCACGAUCGGCUGUGAGGUUUCGCUUUCCUCGCUAAGCAACUUGGAUUUUUUUCUUUUUCUUUUUGGUUAAGUGGAAAGAAAGAGGGGAAACAUUUUCUGCUCCUCUUCUUCACGCCUAGCAGAGGAGUCCCGAAUCGAACUGGGCUGAGCGAUCCCGGGCCCCGAAGGUGGUGCUAAAACGAGAGAGAGGAAACCCCCUCAAACCCAGCACGAAACAAACCACCCAACCACUUCUGCUUGGAAGCAGCGACUCCCGCGACUGCGGCUGCAGGAUCCGAGCCCACGCGUGCGUUCGAGAGACCUGGGGGAGAGAAAAUGCAUUGAAACUUCGCGCAAACUUUGUUCGCUUCCCCCUCUCUCUUUUUGGUGUGUGUGUGUGUGUGUGUGCCUGUGCAGUGCACGCUCGCGUGUGGUGUCUUGCCACCAAGGGUUGGAGUGAGAGAGAGAGAGAGAGAGUGGGCGGCUGGAAAUCUGUUACAAUUCAGAACCUUCUGACGAAUCUGGUGGGAUUCCUGCGGAGAGGCUCCGAAUCCGAACCGAGGAAGCCCCGAGAGCCUUUCUGCAAGCCGAAAAGAAAGCGAGAGGUGUGCGGAGGGGAAUCUGCGUCUCGGGCGCCUAGGGAGCCGGGCUUAUGGACGGGUGAAACCAGAGACUGAAGUCUCCCCCCUUCCCCCUACAACCCACCCCUGCGCUUUCCUUGAUCGGAGCGGCCCCAGGAAAAGGAAGAAGAGGAGUUAAAGAGAGCGAGCCAGCGCGGCUCCGACCAGCUACUCCGGCUCCUCUUUGCCUCGCGCCAGGAAUCAUGAACUUUCUGCUCGCUUGGAUGCACUGGGGGUUGGCCGCGCUGCUCUAUUUCCAGAACGCCAAGUUCUCGCAGGCUGCUCCUGCCCAGGGAGAUGGGGAAAAGCAACAGAGUGAGGUUAUCUCAUUUCUGGUGGUCUUUGAGCGCAGUGCCUGCAGGACAAUUGAGACCAUGGUGGAUAUUUUCCAAGAAUACCCUGACGAGGUGGAAUACAUUUUCAAGCCAUCCUGUGUGCCCCUGAUGAGGUGUGCAGGGUGCUGUAAUGACGAGGCGCUGGAGUGCGUACCCACAUCGACGUACAAUGUCACCAUGGAGAUCCUGAGAAUUAGACACUUUCAAGGCCAGCACUUAAGCCGGAUGAGCUUCCAGCAGCACAGAGAAUGUGAAUGCAGAGAGAGACCAAAGAAAGAAGUGAAACCUAGACAAGAAAAAAAAUCAAAGCGAGGAAAGGGGAAGGGUCAAAAGAGAAAGCGCAAGAGAGGCCGGUAUAAACCACAAAACUUUCACUGUGAACCUUGCUCAGAAAGGAGAAAGCACUUGUUCAAACAAGAUCCCCAGACCUGUAAAUGUUCCUGCAAAUUCACAGACUCACGUUGCAAGUCGAGGCAGCUUGAGUUAAACGAGCGCACUUGCAGAUGUGAAAAACCGAGACGGUGAGCAGCAGAGAAGAAAAGGAGUGGGGGAAGAGAACCUUGGUUUCUGGAGCCUGAUAUCUCGCCUGGUCAAAAAACACUAAUCCAAAUGAACACUAAAAUGAAGGAUCAGUAGAGCACAGCACUUUUGAGUACGGACGAUGGACUCCGGAAGGAACAUUCCCCGAGGACCCUCACAGGAUUCACCUUUUGGUUUUGAACUGGUUUUCUAUAGAGACUUUCCUUCUCAUGCUGCUAAAUAAUAGAGCCAGGGAGACCGGAGUGGUAUGUUUUGGGACUCCCGUUUCACAUGAAUAAAAAAUAUAUAUGUUUGUAAAUAUAGAUAUACAUAUAUAUUCUGAGUUUUAAGAAAAAGAAAACAUUGCUAACAUUAUUGGUGUCUUCACUGGAUAUAUUCAACUGCUGUGGACACAAGUGGGCUACUUGGGGCGUAAGAAAGAAACGAUGACUGGACUUCAGCCAAAAGCGCUCAGUGUAAUCUUCAUACUCUUGCUGACUCUGUUAAGCAUGCUGCUCCACCAAGCUCAGUUCCCCAGGCCCUGUCUUGACUGGAGAGACAUUGGCACCAGAGAGGAGGUGGCAGGGGAUUCCAAAGAUGGGGCCUUGGAAUAUUAUGGGUCAAAAGGUCAAGGAAGUGGCUCUAGCCACUAGGUCUGAGGAUUCGGUCAACUUCCCUCCCCCUCCUCUCCAAAACGAUCUGCCCCAACUUGUCUUGCAACCUGCCUGUUUUGAUGGGACACUGGUGUAUGUUGUCGAAUUGACUUUGCUGCAGGAACUUUGCCCUGGAUCUAUGUUCUGGCCUUAACGGUGCUUGUCAGUGGCUGGUGCUUGUCAACUUGAGCAGGCGUUGCUGGGAUCUACAAUCUUGCAACCUCUCUUUGCUACUUAAAUCAAGGAUAUAGGGGCUUGGCAGUACAUGGAAGCAAGAAUAUAUUAGCCAGGCAGUUGAGCAGUGCUGUCUGCCAUCCUUAUGCACAGAGCUGCCAUUGAAGAUGCUUAUGGAACAUCUCUGGAAAGGGAUAUUAAUCUGAAGUAUAUAUGUACAAUAGAUUGGGGCGGGGGGUGAGUGUGUGUCUGUGUGGGGAGUAUAUGCAGACAAAUAUACAGGUUCAAAAUUGGAAAGUGGCAUUUACAGCCUGCUGGGCACUAUCCAAUGAGAGAUUACUUCUUGUUUUGUGAAUUCAUUCAUAUUCUCAAUCUGUUGUAACAUGAAUGUGCCAAGACAUCUUGUGCUAUGCUGGAGUUUUGUAACUUUAUUUCUGUCCACCAUCAUGCUGGUGGGGUAAUACUGCCUAUCCUACCAAUACACGGUCUUGCUUAUUUGAAAACGUGUUCCAUUGCAACAGAAACUUAUUUAACAGGACACUUAUGAAGCAUUUGCCACCAAACAUUGGAUAAUUCAUAAUGAGUUUAUUUGCCUGAAGUAAACUCUCAUCUGGACUUUGGGGGUGCCCAUCUUAAAUUUUCCUCCCCAAUAACCUUGAGCAAUGUGCCAUGUAGAAUCUUGAAUUUUCAGUGUUGAAUUGUUCAGAAAACACUUGUCUGACUUGGCUUGAUGUGACAAAGAUAGCCUCAAAUUGACCCCAUUCAUCAUGCUUCUGCACUACGAGGUUCGGAACAUUCUUAUGUGGAACCUGAUUAAAGUUGGUAGCACCCUAGAGUGGCUAAUCUAUUCAGGCUCUCUAGAUGUUGGCAGUAUUGUUUAACCCCAUUUAGCACAGCUUUCCCAACCUGGUGCUUUCCAGUGGUUACUGUUGUUUUUACUACAACUAAGUUUUUUGGGGGGAUUACAACUAACUCAGCUAGGUUGGGGAAAGCUGUUGAAUUAAAGGUGUGUGUGUGUGUGUGUUUGUAAAAUCAGGCCCAGUCAACAGCCGCUGUAAACAUGCAUUGCCUGUGAUUUGCAGGACCAUGUGUGCACGACCCUUGGGGAAGUAGACAAGACUUUGCAACUCUUAAAACUGGUAAGAGUUGCAUUGUAACACUGGCGUGGGGACUGCGUUACAACACGGAAGCUUGGGCUAGUCAGCUAGAUAUAAUGCACAAAUUUUGAGUAAUGGAUGCCUAAGUGCUCUUGUGAGAUCAGGCUAUAAUGCUCAGUGCCUUGCAAGAUAAAACACUAUAAACACCAAAGCACACCAAACCACUAGGUAUUAAUUAAACAUUCUGAUCUGGAAAGGAGCUGGCAGCAAUGUACUUUAAAUGUCUGAAGUUUGUUGACUUGCCCAAAUACACCCUGGCCUUAGCCAGCAAAUGAGUGGUGGUGAUGAUAAUAGGGCCAUAUUGAUGACUUGGCAAGCGCAACAUGGAUACAAUCCACUGGUAGCCUCCCCCCCCCACUCAUUAGUUCUAGACAAAAUUUACUUGGUGGGUGAGUGGAACUGGUGCUCCUGCACUUGGAUUGAUCCUGGAAGGGCAGUGCUUCCGUUCCCCCCCCCCCCCCAGUUGGAUUGAACCCAGCACCUGCGACAUUGCGGACAGCUUCCACUGCCUUCUAAGCAGGUGUAUGUGGUGCAGACUCUUUGAGAUUUGAAGCAGCAUUGUUGCCUUUGAAAACCUAUUCCUAUUUAAUUUAUGUAAAAUAUGUUGGCAUUCAGUGUGUGUGUGUGUGUGUGUGUGUGUGUGUACCUGAGUGAUGCUGCAUGCAUGGACCUGUGGCUGCCUGGCUGCUCAAAAGGUAGUAAGGCCAGAUCUGAUUGGCUCGGUGAGUGGGCGGAAUGAAUCCAAACUUCUUCCCUUGCAUUGAGGUAGCUGCAGGUUCUGGAUUCUCUCUCUCCCCACCCCCUUCCAUUCCUUAAGAGAUUCAGCACUUAGCGCUGGCCAUCCAUUUCGCAUUGCAGACCUGUUUCCUAAUUCAGUGAUGGAUGGCUGUGAAUGCAGAGGUCUAGAACCAUGUGCCCAUCGUGUGUGUGUGUGUGUGUGUGUGUGUGUGGAAGCUUGCUUCCAGUUGCCUUCACUGGAGUGGGGUGUAUGCCUGGUGCUCAGUUUCAGAAGUUUGGGGGUUU
Lacerta agilis (Sand lizard) is the source of this 4726-nucleotide messenger RNA. RefSeq names its product vascular endothelial growth factor A (gene VEGFA). The transcript has 8 exons. Gene Ontology annotation, molecular function: heparin binding; chemoattractant activity; growth factor activity. Gene Ontology annotation, biological process: response to hypoxia; positive regulation of mast cell chemotaxis; sprouting angiogenesis. NCBI's taxonomy places the organism in Eukaryota, Metazoa, Chordata, Lepidosauria, Squamata, Lacertidae. The record is from RefSeq and is a predicted model, not a curated record. Gene Ontology annotation, cellular component: membrane. The coding region runs from base 1069 to 1725 and encodes 218 amino acids.